Messenger RNA from Drosophila sulfurigaster albostrigata, 1777 nucleotides. It is a transcript of the gene Ate1, whose product is annotated as arginyl-tRNA--protein transferase 1. The record is from RefSeq and is a predicted model, not a curated record. Lineage: Eukaryota; Metazoa; Arthropoda; Insecta; Diptera; Drosophilidae. The transcript is spliced from 8 exons. Gene Ontology annotation, molecular function: arginyl-tRNA--protein transferase activity. Bases 131 to 1591 code for a protein of 486 amino acids. Gene Ontology annotation, biological process: protein arginylation. Gene Ontology annotation, cellular component: cytoplasm.
UGUUGUGAAAUGCAAUUGUGGUCACGCUGCUCUCAACCGAACAAUCGGAUCGGGUUGCAGAAUUUGCAAUUUCAAUACUCGAAUUAAUAUAAUGUUUGAUUUGCACUGAAUACAAUUGGUGUGCCCAAUCAUGAGUGCCAGCAUUGUGCAGUACUUCGGACCACAGACAAGCAAAUGUGGCUACUGCACGGGAAUAGUGUGCAGCAAGUCUCAUGGAAUGCAUGCCUAUCGUUUGUCCUGUGAUGACUACCAAGAGCUGAUCGACAGGGGUUGGCGGCGUUGCGGCAAUUACUGUUAUAAGCCGCAAAACGACGUCACCUGCUGUCCAUGCUACACGAUCAAAUGUGAUGCACUGGAGUUCAAGCUAACUAAGUCCAAUAAAAAAAUCUUGAGGCGCAUGAAUAAAUUCUUACGUAAUGGCAAACGUGAGUUGAGUGAGCACCCCGAGCAGCAAUCGAAAACCGAUGAUGGUGAUGGAGAUGGCGAUGGCGAUGACUUAAUUAUAUCAAGCGAGCCACAUCCUCAGCUGCCUGAUAAGAAACCGUCAGUCAUCGAUGUAGCACAUGUGGAGACUUUAGCGCAGGCACGUUCAACGCAACAAAAGACUGCAGUUUCCCACGAAGUUGGAGAUGGUGGCAGAAUAGCAGGAGAUGGUGACCAAUCAACGGCCUCAAAAAAAUUUGCCAGCUCAAAUCCACCAUGUGCUAAGAAAAAAAAACAAAUGCGCUUGGAGCGCAGGCAGGCCAAGUCAUGUCCGCCCAAGGAGCCUAAGGUGACGCAGGAGAAAAGCCUAAGAGAUUUUUUGACAUCAACGAGUGACAGUGACAAGCAUCAGUUAAAGAUCGUUUUGGUCGCUGCCUCAGAUAUACAGCGCAGUUGUACUGAUGCAGUGCAUGCAUUGUAUCGCAAAUAUCAAAUAGUCAUUCACAAUGAUAACCCCGCACGCCUAACACUAUCUAGUAUGCAGAGGUUUUUGGUUAAAUCACCCCUAAAGCACCAAAAGUCGGAAGACACUCCAGACAUGGGAUAUGGAUCGUUUCAUCAGCAAUAUUGGUUAGACGAUAAGCUGAUUGCUGUGGGAGUCAUCGAUAUAUUACCUGGCUCGGUCAGUUCAGUAUACUUUUUCUACGAUCCCGACUAUAGUUUUCUGUCUUUGGGUACCUACGGAUCUUUGAGAGAAAUUGAUUUGGUGCAGACGAUUGCCGAGCGAAUGCCCUCUUUAAAGUAUUACUAUAUGGGCUUUUAUAUUCACUCAUGCACCAAAAUGCGGUACAAAGGGAAAUUAUCGGCCUCUUAUUUACUCUGCCCAGAGACGUAUAUUUGGGUGCCUUUAACCGAUGAUAUACGAAAUAAACUUGAUGCGAAGAAAUAUCAACGUUUGAAUCCGGUUGCAGCUGAUAAAGAUGUGAAUGAAUUUGUGAAUCAGCAUGUAAACGAUGUCCAACUUUUGCUGGAUCCUAGGACUUGUAUAACUUAUCAGCAGUUUGUUCAGAUGAUUGGUGACUACACUGGUCGCGACGCAAUCAUAGAGUAUGGCGAACUUGUUGGAAAGGUCUGUGCGCACCGAAUGAUCUAUGUGAGCAUGUCAUGAGCAAUGAAAUUCAUUGAUGCAAACUUAAUUCGUCUAUAAUUCUAUUAAGCUUUAAGCCUUAGCAAAGUAGUUCAAAAUUGUGUCAUUCAAAUGUAAUUUCUUUAUUUUCCGUUGAGCCUAGCAAAUAUGUAUGCACGAUCAGGUUUUAAAGUCAACCUAAACAAAAUAAAUAUUAUAAAAUGUUGA